AUGUCAAAUUUGCAGUAUGCUUGUGUACAGAUUCUUGGUAUGGCCCUGGCCUUCAUUGGCUUUGUGGGGAGCAUCAUCAUCUGCGGUCUGCCCAACUGGAAAGUCACAGCCUUUAUUGGUGCCAACAUCAUCACAGCUCAAGUGAUCUGGGAGGGUUUGUGGAUGAACUGUGUUACCCAAAGUACAGGCCAGAUGCAGUGCAAAGUCUACGACUCUCUCCUGGCGUUACCUCAAGACCUGCAGGCUGCCAGAGCACUGGUCAUCUUGGCCAUCAUCACCGGGGUCUUUGGGAUCCUUCUUAGCAUCAUUGGGGGCAAGUGUACCAACUUUGUGGAGGAGGAGAGGCAGAAAUGCAAAGUAGCCAUUGCUGCUGGAGUCAUCUUCAUCAUCGCGGGCCUGUUGGUGCUUAUUCCUGUGUGCUGGACAGCCAACACCAUCAUUCGUGAUUUCAACAAUGUUGCCCUAAUCAACGCCCAGAAGAGGGAGCUGGGGGCUUCACUGUACAUCGGCUGGGCCACUGCAGGGCUGCUGUUCCUUGGUGGAGGAAUCCUCUGCAGCUCCUGUCCCCCCGCAGAAGAGAACAGUUAUGAUGUGAAGUACUCCAAGGCUCGCUCUGUGCAGAGCAGCAAGGUCUACGUUUAG
Scomber scombrus (Atlantic mackerel) is the source of this 642-nucleotide messenger RNA. RefSeq names its product claudin-4-like. Lineage: Eukaryota; Metazoa; Chordata; Actinopteri; Scombriformes; Scombridae. The record is from RefSeq and is a predicted model, not a curated record. Gene Ontology annotation, molecular function: structural molecule activity. The transcript has 2 exons. Bases 1 to 642 code for a protein of 213 amino acids. Gene Ontology annotation, biological process: cell adhesion; bicellular tight junction assembly. Gene Ontology annotation, cellular component: bicellular tight junction; plasma membrane.